UCACAGGAUUACCCAGUAAUAGAUCACUGUUAUGACGUGGCGAUAUUAGGAGCAGGUGGUGCAGGUCUAAGAGCGGCAUUUGGUUUAGGAAGUAAAGGAUACCGUGUCGCGGUAAUAAGUAAACUCUUUCCAACGAGAUCGCACACAGUAGCUGCUCAAGGUGGUUUAAAUGCUGCGAUAGCGAGCGAACACGAGGACAGUUGGCUUUAUCAUAUGUACGACACUGUCAAAGGAUCUGAUUGGCUAGGAGAUCAGGAUGCUAUACACUUUCUUGCCAGAGAAGCACCUCGUGCAGUUUUUGAGCUAGAAAAUUAUGGAUGUCCAUUCAGUCGUAACGACUCUGGCAAAAUUUAUCAACGUGCUUUCGGUGGACAAUCGUUAAAAUUUGGAAAAGGUGGCCAAGCACGUCGAACUUGUGCCGUAGCGGAUAGAACUGGACACGCCGUUCUCCAUACUUUAUACGGUCAAAGCCUUCGAUACGACGUUCAUUAUUACAUCGAAUACUUUGCACUUGAUCUUCUAAUGCACGGUCGAUGUUGCAAAGGAAUUCUUGCUUGGGAAUUGGAAACGGGAAUACUUCAUCGUUUUAGAGCUCAUCACACGGUGAUAGCUUCAGGUGGUGCUGGUAGAUGUUAUUUAUCAUGCACAGGUGCACAUACUUGCACUGGUGAUGGUAUGGCUAUGAUCUCUAGAGCAGGAUUACCACUACAGGAUAUGGAAUUUAUACAGUUUCAUCCUACAGGAAUGUAUGGAACCGGAAUAUUAAUAACGGAAGGUAGUAGAGGCGAAGGUGGUAAAUUAGUAAACUCUCAAGGUGAAUUUUUCAUGGAAAGAUAUGCCCCAAUAGCUAAGGAUUUAGCAUCACGUGACGUCGUUUCUAGAGCUAUUACCAUAGAGAUAAUCGAAGGAAGAGGUGUAGGUCCAAAGAAAGAUCAUGUGUAUCUUCAACUAAGUCAUUUACCGAUUGAAACGAUACAAAACAAGUUACCAGGUAUCUCACAUUUGGCGUGGGUAUUUUCCGGCGUUGACAUUACGAAAGAUUCCAUACCGGUUAUACCAACAGUCCAUUACAAUAUGGGUGGCAUACCUACGAAUUGGCGAGCUCAAGUAUUAACACGCGAAAACGAAGAAGAUAGUAUAAUAGAUGGAUUAUGGGCAGCUGGCGAAACUGCAUGUGCAUCUGUUCAUGGUGCCAAUAGACUUGGAGCUAACAGUUUAUUAGAAAUCAUCGUUUUUGGUAAAGCAAUUGCCGAUCAAAUUGAUUGCCUUACUCGACCUGGUGAACGGCACGAUGAUAUUCCUGCUGAUAUAGGUGAACAAUCAAUUUGCCGAUUCGAUGCAACUCGUUAUGCGAAAGGUUGCAUCCCUGUUGUUGAGCUUAGACAAUCGAUGCAACAAACUAUGCAUAAAUAUUGUUCGGUAUUUAGAACCUGCGAUAUUUUGCAAAGAGGAUGUCGAGAAAUGACAAAACUCUUCACCUGCGAUUUACCAGAUAUAUGUGUGCAAGAUCAAUCGAUGAUUUGGAAUACAGAACUCGUAGAAGCAUUGGAAUUACAAAAUAUGAUGCUUAUUAAUAUGCACACCGUGUAUGCGGCUGAAAAUCGUAAAGAAUCUAGGGGGGCUCAUUCCAGAGAUGAUUUUAAAGAAAGAAUCGAUGAAUAUGAUUAUAGUAAACCUCUUGAAAAUCAAAAAAUACGUCCAUAUUCGGAACAUUGGCGUAAACACACGUUAUCUUGGGCCUUCAAUGAUGGAUCGAUAAGUAUUUCUUAUCGACCAGUAAUCGAUACGACUUUAGAUGAAACGGAAGCUAAGCACGUACCGCCUACCAUUCGAACGUAUUAGAUAACAA
This is a messenger RNA of Vespula vulgaris, 1849 nucleotides long. RefSeq names its product succinate dehydrogenase [ubiquinone] flavoprotein subunit, mitochondrial-like. NCBI's taxonomy places the organism in Eukaryota, Metazoa, Arthropoda, Insecta, Hymenoptera, Vespidae. The transcript is spliced from 10 exons. The record is from RefSeq and is a predicted model, not a curated record. Gene Ontology annotation, biological process: mitochondrial electron transport, succinate to ubiquinone; tricarboxylic acid cycle. Gene Ontology annotation, molecular function: flavin adenine dinucleotide binding; electron transfer activity; succinate dehydrogenase (quinone) activity. The coding region runs from base 214 to 1842 and encodes 542 amino acids.